Molecule: messenger RNA, 2156 nt
Organism: Drosophila serrata
Lineage: Eukaryota; Metazoa; Arthropoda; Insecta; Diptera; Drosophilidae
Gene: s-cup
Product: spermiogenesis-related protein stanley-cup
Source: RefSeq, a predicted model, not a curated record
UUUCGAUUUGGACUUGAAGUAGCAGUGAAAUGUCUCUGAAGCAUUAUGCAACUAAGGCGGGAGCGGGAACGGGAGCCUUCGGUCAUAAUCAAACAAUCCCGACCCCAUCAUCAGUUGCCACAACAGCGCCGGGAGCUUCGACAUCAUCCGGCAGCGAGGAUGAGGAGGAGCUGCUGCAGCAGCAGCAAUCCCAGGAGCACAUAUCCUCCUCAUCCUCAAUUACCACAUUCACCACCUACUAUACCAGCGGUCUGGGGCAAUAUCAUCAGCAACGCGGCGGCCAAGGAUCUGUCAGCUCUAGCGGCAACGGCGGAGGAGGCGGAGGAGGACCUGGCGGACCCCAAACUUAUGCAAAUGUUGUCAACGGAAAUGUGAAUCUGCUGCUUGGCGGGGCCAUGCUCUCCCUGGUGACGACCAUAUUGUGUGUGGUCUGCUAUUGUUGCCAUCGAAACAUCAAAAAGCGAACUGAGGCCGCCUACAGGCAGCAGCAGCACCAGUGGCUCGAAGGCGAUCCCAACAUGGAAAUAUACAGCGUCGAACAGUGCUACGAAACAUCGGGCCUGUUCCUGGGCGACUCCACCGAUGGCCUGUCUGCCGUGCCGGCCCUGCACCACGAGCCACCGCCCUCGUACGACGCCGUGGUGCUGCACGAGCAGCAGCUCCACCAGCAGCAGUUGGAGCAACAGCAGCAUCAACAGUUGCAACUGCAACUGCAACAGCAGCAGCAGCUCUUGAUGCAGCGCGUCUCGCCGCCGCCGGGUUACCGCUCCUCGCUGGACUUAAACUAUCAACAGCAGCAGCUGCUGCAGCCGGGGGCAAGUGGAAGCCGUGGAACGCCCGAUGGCAGCGUGGAUGCAAUGCCCAGCGGCAGUUCCGGUGGAUGUGGAGGAGGCGGAGGAGGAGGAGGAGGCGGCACUGGACUCCUGGUCAAUAAACAAUUGCAAUUGGCGCUUAAUGCCCAAUCCUGCUGCUCCCUGCAGCGGGCCGAGGUGGAGAGCAUGUGGAAUGCUGCGGCAGCGGCGGUGGCAGCACGCAGCGGAAAUUGUCUGGAAAUGGAAGCAUUGCAGCCGGCAGCGGCGCCGCCGCCUUCCCUGCCGCUGGCCCUCCAGGUGCGAAAGCCCGUGCAGAGCACCAGGUUGAAUACCUUUGGGCGGCGGUACCUGCAGCAGAGCCAUCAGCACAGUGCCACCCACUACCGGCGAGGCUGUCCGCUGUGCGGCAAGUUCCGAUACGAGAUCGAGGCGGAGGAUGAGCCCCUGACCGCUUUGUCUGUGGAGAGCGGCCUAAACAUGGGCGGCCGGCGAGAGGAAGAGCCAGAGGAGCUGCCAAACUGCCCCUGUCCCAGCGAUUGCGAUAAUGGCAACCACAUGGCAACCGGCGAUGCGCUGCAGGAUGCGGAAAAUGGGAACGUGGUGGAGGCAUCCACAUUGGAGGCAACGCCUCCUAACGAAGGCACUUCCUCCUCGCCGCCACAAACCGCUGUCAACGAUGAAAAUGACAACGCAGCAGCAGCAACAUCAGCAACAUUGGAAGCAUCUGCAACAGUAGAAGGAGCAGCAGCAACAUCGGACAGAGAAGCAACAACACCAACCGGCGGGGAGGCCGCGGGCAAUCAUCAGGCAGAGGAGGAGGGGGAGGAGGAGGAUUUGAACACCAUUAACGAGAACGGCAUCAUCAGCCUGGACAUGAGCAAGAUAAUUGACAGAUCGGGCCUGCCCACAUACGAGGGAGCUCUCAAACUGGAGUCCAGCGGUUAUGUGUGAGCCUAAUGGGGCGUCUGUAAACCAAAAACCUAAAUCACAAGUGUGCUUUAACUACGAUUAAGAUGAGUUUCGAUAUAUAUAUAUAUAAACUAGAGCCUGCCUGUAAGCCACGUUAUUAGCCACCUUACAGCCCCCAGAGAGUCUUAUGUUUCACAACAAAAGUUACAUGCACACUUCAAGAUUAUGCCUUUAAAGUAUUUUGUUUACUAGAGAGCGAUUCGGAGAGGUAUCCGAAGGGUAUUUUUCCUUACAUAGUAAGCUGGCAUUCCCCACACAAAUCUCUCUGGUAACAAAGGAAAACAAUAAUGUUAACGUUUAAAUGUCUAGAGCUAAGCCCCUUCUCAUCGUGCAUAUCCCUGUAAAAUGUUCGUUUCGAAUAUGAAUACUCGUAUC